Molecule: messenger RNA, 2111 nt
Organism: Bombina bombina (fire-bellied toad)
Lineage: Eukaryota; Metazoa; Chordata; Amphibia; Anura; Bombinatoridae
Gene: WDR12
Product: WD repeat domain 12
Exons: 13
Coding region: 91-1362 (423 amino acids)
Biological process (GO): ribosome biogenesis; maturation of 5.8S rRNA from tricistronic rRNA transcript (SSU-rRNA, 5.8S rRNA, LSU-rRNA); maturation of LSU-rRNA from tricistronic rRNA transcript (SSU-rRNA, 5.8S rRNA, LSU-rRNA)
Cellular component (GO): preribosome, large subunit precursor; PeBoW complex
Molecular function (GO): protein binding
Source: RefSeq, a predicted model, not a curated record
UGCUCCUCACAGGCACGUGGUUAUCUUGCUUUCUACUGAUCGCACAAGGAAGUAUUUACAUUUAUAUUAAUCGCACCGCCGUUAGUAGUAAUGUCUCAGAUUCAGGCACGGUUCUUCACUCAGAAUAAGAAGUAUGAAAUAGACGAUGUUCCUUUUUCUAUCCCAGCUGCCUCAGAAACUGCAGAUCUCAGUGGUGUCAUUAAUAAGCUGCUCAAAGCAAAAAAUGAUGACCAUACACAUGUGGAGUUUGACUUUCUUGUUAAGAGUCAAUUCCUACGGAUGCCUCUUAUUAAGCAUAUGGAUGCCGAAGGAAUAUCUACAGAAGAGGUGGUUGAAAUUGAGUAUGUGGAAAAAUUUACAGCUCCUCAGCCUGAAGAAUGCAUGCUUCAUGAUGACUGGAUCAGCUCCAUCGCAGCAACAGAGGAAUGGAUUCUUACCGGUUCUUAUGAUAAGACUGCUCGGAUUUGGUCAUUAGAGGGAAAACCAAUUAUGACUAUCUCUGGACACAAUGAUGUUGUCAAGGAUGUGGCAUGGGUUAAAAAAGACAGCCUAUCUUGCCUGCUCUUGAGUGCUUCAAUGGAUCAAACUAUUCUCUUGUGGGAGUGGAAUUCUGAACGGAACAAGGUGAAAGCCCUUCACUGCUGUAGGGGACAUGCAGGCAGCGUUGACGCCGUAGCUGUGGAUGGAUCAGGAACAAAAUUCUGCAGUGGAUCGUGGGAUAAGAUGCUGAAAAUCUGGUCAGCAGUUCCAUCUGAGGAAGAAGAUGAAGUUGAAGAGACCCCAAACCGUCCUAGAAAGAAACAAAAAACGGAACAGUUGGGACUAACGAGGACACCUAUAUUUACUGUCUCUGGACAUACGGAAGCCAUUUCUUCUGUACUCUGGUCAGAUGCAGAUGAGAUCUGCAGUGCAUCAUGGGAUCAUACAAUCAAAGUUUGGGACAUUGAGACAGGGAGCAAUAAAUCCACAUUGACAGGAAAUAAAGUAUUUAACUGCAUAUCCUACUCACCACUAUGCAAACGGCUUGCUUCUGGAAGUACAGACAGGCAUAUCCGUCUUUGGGAUCCACGAACCAAAGAUGGUUCCCUGGUCUUCCUGUCCCUGACAUCACACACAGGCUGGGUCACCUCUGUAAAGUGGUCUCCUUCUCAUGAACAGCAACUUGUUUCAGGAUCUCUUGACAAUAUUGUGAAAUUGUGGGACACCAGAAGUUGUAAAGCUCCCCUUUAUGAUCUAGCCGCUCAUGAAGACAAGGUGUUAAGUGUUGAAUGGACAAAUGAUGCGUUGAUAUUGAGCGGAGGAGCAGACAACAAGCUUUAUUCAUACAGAUAUACUGGAACAGCUUCAGACGCUGGAGCAUGAAAAUAGAGCAAUGGAUUUAUCUGCAUUGACCCUGGAAAGUGAUUUAUUGAUGUUACCAGCACUAAUUCUAGUGGCAAUGCCUAGAAAUGUGUUAUUUGUCUUAUUAUUGAAUAUUAUUUGUAUUUAACAAAUGGCAACAUUCCCUUAUGUCAAUGAAAGAAUGUAUUUGUUUUAGGCAUCUUAUUGUAUCUAAAAGGCAAUUCAUUUGCUUAGUAAAUUGAAAACAAGUCCUUUUCAUUUUUUUCCCCCCUUCUAUAAAGGAACAUAGUUUGGUGUAAAAUAAAUACUAUAUAUGAAUUGCAUGGUAAGAAAAAAAAAAAAGAAUCAUACACUUUGCAAUUCAUUGACUAGGUAGGCACAGCUUAAUAUCAGUCUGAAAUUGACCAGCGAUCUACUGUAGGCAGCACUAUUAUUAUUUUUUUACAGCAGUGGGUGGGGAGUAACGUUUUAUGAAUUCUGUCAGCAGUAAAAUGUGUAGUAAUUUUGGAGUAUCUAGAGGCGAGCUCUGUAGUGACUUCCCACACCAGUGCUUGUGACAGGAGUCUUUCACGGAAGUAAAAAAGAGUUAACCCCGUCCUAAAAUACAAAUAAUUAUUAAGACAAGUGAUUGUUGCGUCUUGCAAUUGUAAUACACCUUUGUGGGUGUGAUUCUUUACUAUAUAAUUAAAUCAACUUCUAGCUUUGCAUUUUAUAUUAUGGAAGUUGGCCUAUGUUUUGGACUUCUUUAUAAAACAGCUAUUUUAUAUGUG